Molecule: messenger RNA, 1987 nt
Organism: Linum trigynum
Lineage: Eukaryota; Viridiplantae; Streptophyta; Magnoliopsida; Malpighiales; Linaceae
Source: the annotation of a GenBank genome assembly
UAGCCAUAAAUAAAAUAUCGGCAAAGUGGUGUUGCUCGCUCACAUCUUCCCUUCCCCUACAAAAAUAUUCCAGAGAAUAGCAAAAGGGGAAAGCCUUCUCCUUCUCUUCUCCUUCUUCCUCCCCCUCCUCUCUCUCCCUCCCUGCACACAAUUGGGUUCUCUUUUGUCUCUUUCCCACUUCAUGACGCGUUUGCUUCAAUGGCGGCUCUCGCCAUAGCUUUCGCUUCUUCAUAUCUCUCCCAUCUUAUCCCCGCUGCUCCAGUUUCUCAGUAUUUCUCCUUCUUCUCAUCCACAACCCACAAAACCCAACCUAUGCUGCUCUCCCACCUCCUCGCUUUCUUCUUCUUCUCCUUCGCCUUCUCCCUCUUCUUCUCUCUGUUUUUCCUCUGCAGAAGUCUGAGGAGACAGAGGCGAGAAGAAGAGCCACUUCUUCUCCGAAACCCGGUUGUCAAAGCCGAAUCUUUGUCGAAAUUGAUUCUAACCCGCGAAAACGAGAACGGCCAUUUGCCUCAUUCCCUCCUCCUCGAAAUUUUGCCUUCCGAUUCCCCAAAAUGGGCUGCUCUGUUUAGCGGUGACCCGGAUGGAGCGGUAUCGGGUCCUGGGGAUGGUUCAUCCGCCGGUGGAGAAUCGCUUAAGUUGAUAAAGAAGAAGAAGAAGAGAGCGAAGAAGAAGCGAUUGGAUUCGAAGGUGGUUGAUGAGAAUGCUGGCGGUGGGUGUAAAGAAGAGAAGGAUUUAGAUGGGCCGGGUUUGGAUUCGGGUUCGUUUAGUGUGAAACCGGAGUUGGUUUGUUUGUACCCGUUUACAUCAGCCAGCAGUGCCACCCAGAGGAAGAUUAAGCAGCAGUAUGACCAACUAGUGAAGUGCAAUGAAAAGAGAGGAUUGACAUUGGCUCAGGUUGCAGAGUUUGCUAAUUGCUUGGUCGAGGCUAGAACCGAGUUGCAGCACAAGUCAGAGGUAAUUAAGCGGAGGUUCACGAUAACCAAAGCUCUAUUAUUCAAGGCAGACAGAUCUUCAAUAGAUCGCCUUCGUCAACAGAUAUACAAGCUAGAAGUAGAACAAAAGAGAUUAGAAGAGGAUGCAUUUGUUUAUAAUUGGCUUCAACAGCAGCUUAAACUCUCACCUGCUUACAAAAAGAUGCUUGAAAUCAGUGCCAGCAUGGAGAAAGAGACCAAGACUAGUGACAUGAUGGAAGAGAAUGAUGCUGAAUGUGCUGAUAUCUCAUUUGAAGAGCUAUUAGCACAAGAAAAGAAGGACUCAUUUUGGCAGAAGAAUGGGAAGUCGCGAACAUGGACGAGUUAUUGAGAGAUGGCAUUGCCAUGGUGCGGGUUAUUAGCAAGCUUGACGCUCGAAGUACCACUAGGAAUCACGGCUUUCCGUCACCACCUGGUGGCCUGCUGCUUGUGAGCACGAGGUGUUGAACUGAAGGAAUCUGGACUCUGCUAAUACUGCUGGUUGCGCAUGGGUCUUCCCAUGCAAGCUAAUUAAUGUCCUGUAGGAGUAGUGUCUCCAUGAAUUUUGGCCUUUUUUUGUGGUAAUAAUGGUUUCUUUACAGUAGUUUGCUGAGACCUUGGGUGGAUGGCCUAAUCCAGCAUGUGCCUAGGGCUGUGCCACAGGUUUAUCAGUUACACCCCCAGGUUUAUCAGUUGCAUAAUGUAACAUCACUAAAUUGAGAUGGAAGCUCAUUUGAUGAAAUGAGAUUGGUAAUGGUUUCUGGAGGGCUUAAAGAAUGAUGGGUAUUUGAGUGGAACCAAAGAUGUUUAGCCCUUUCUAAUUUCAUUAAAAAAAAGAGAGAUGGAGGAUACUGGGGGCAAGGAACAAACUUUGGCUGCUGAAGUUUGUGCCUUUGAAGGAACAAACUUGGUCGCUAAAUGAUAUUUAGCAGCUGAAGUUUGGGAGAAUGACUUGCGUAAGAAUCACUGUCUAACAUAAUUUAACUGAGUUAGCACAUUUUAACUCAUUUCAAGUCAAAUCAAAUUUCAGCCUGCAU